GAUAAUAACAUUACACAAUUUCCUCUCUUUUCAAGCCUGUGAAUUUGUGGCUGCUUUCAGAGGGGAAAUAAUAGAUAGUGGAGCCUAGAGGCUGUGGUGUGAAGGACAGCCCCGGAACCAGGGAACAGCCAGGGCUACACGAUGACACAGCGGUAGAGUGGCUGCAUUACAGCACCAGAGACCCGGGUUCGAUCCUGACUGCGGAUGCUGUCAGUACAGAGUUUGUACAUUCUCCCCGUGACUUAUGUGGGUUUCUCUGGGUGCUCAGGGUUCCGCCUACACUCCAAAUACGUACAGGUUUGUAGGUUAAUUGGCUUUGAUAAAAAUUGUAAAUUUCCCCUAGUGUGUACGACAGUGAUAGUGUAGGUAAUCGCUGGUGGGCACGGACUCGGUGGGCCGAAGGACCUGUUUCCACGCUGUAUUCUAAACUAUAACUGAAGGGCCUGUUUCUGAGCCGUGAGGCCAUGACUAUGUCUCUAAGUAGUUCUAUUCCCAGGUGAUAGUUUUGAGGCCAGGUAACUUAUUGAAUUAUUUGAACAAAAUGCGAUAUCCUGGACAACAUUUACAAUACCUUUCCUGUGCCAUCAUUACGAGAACAUUUCUAUCUUCUUGAAAUAUGGAAGAUCCUUCCAACAAAUGUGAUUGUUGAUUUCUAAGGCAUUUGGUGAAACAUGGCACUGUCUUGCAGAACAAUAAGAGCAGUGAAUAUUUUAAUCCUAUUCUGGAAUCUAGGCCUGCUCUUAAAAAGACAAGUGUAAGUAUUUUAACCAUAAAUGAGUUAGACAAUAGACAGUAGACAAUAGGUGCAGGAGUAGGCCAUUCGGCCUUUGAGCCAGCACCGCCAUUCAAUGUGAUCAUGGCUGAUCAUUCCCAAUCAGUACCCCGUUCCUGCCUUCUCCCCAUAUCCUCUGACUCCACUAUCUUUAAGAGCUCCAUCUAGCUCUCUCUAGCAUCACUUCCUAUUUUAUCCAAAACAGUAAACUUAAAAAAACUGGUCUUGCCAAAUAAAUGUUCGGCAUGGACUUGAAGGGCCGAGCUGGCCUGUUUUCCGUGCUGUAAUUGUUAUAUGGUUAUAUAUGGUUCUCGAGAACAUGAAGGAGGAAGUUCUGAGUUUAUGGCUGUUAUUUCCAUUAAUCCAUUUUUUACCACUCUAUCUACUUGUGUUACCACUUCCAGUGAGUCAUGGAUAUGGACCAAAAGAUCUCUCUGCUCAUCAAUGGUGUUAACCUUAACAAUUAUCAAUUGUGACCAACCUUAACACCAUAAAGAAAUGCCAUUUGAGUCAUGGUUGAGGUGUUAAAAUUAUAUCUUACUUAUAAAGCAACUUUAACACAGUGGAACAUUUCAAGGCUCUGCACAGGUGAGUUCUUAAAUAAAAUAUUGUUCCCACACCACAUGGGAGGUAUUUAGACUGGAGAUAUUAAGAGGUACACUGUUCAAAAGAUUGAUGAACAAAAUGACUUCUGCCCCACUCACAUCAUCAGCCUGAAGUCCGGGGAGAUUUUGCAACCAAUGGAUUUAUUAAAGUUCAUUUGGAAGUUUGGCUCCAGUGUGACCGAAACUGGGUUGAAUAAUGAACAUGCAACAACAGAAACAGGCACUUCCUUGUGGAGCCUUUUAUAAAAUAACCAAAGUAACUGAAGUGGAAAUAGAUGCCUACAGAUCUCAUCAAUAUUGUGGGGAAAAAACCUGAUCAUAGUGCAAGCAGGGAAUUAGUUUAGUUUAGUUUAUCCAUUACUAUAUUUCCAUAGCAUCAUAGAGUGAUACAGCAUGAAAACAGGUCCUUCGGCCCAAUUUGCCCACAGUAACAUGCCCCGUCUACACUAGCCCCACCUGCCUGCGUUUACCCCAUAACCCUCUAAACCCAUCCUACCCAUCUACCUGUCUUAUUGUUUCUUAAACGUUGCAAUAGUCCCAGCCUCAACUACCUCCUCAAGUAGCUCGUUCCAUGCACCCACCAUCAUUUGCUUGAAAAGGUGACCCUUCAGAUUCCUAUUAAAUCUUUUCCCCUUCAUGUUAAACCUAUGUCCUCUGGUUCUCUAUUCUCCUACUCUUGGCAAGAGACUCUGUGCUUUUACUUUAUAAUUGUUACGUGAGCCAAGGUACAUGUGACAAUAAGACUAUAGAUGAUUACAAUCAAGCCGUCCAAGUGUAACGUUCAACUUCUCACGUAUGUCCAUGGCACAAUCCUGGGUCACAUUGUUUAGAUUAGUUUGGUUUAUUGUCAUGGGUACCAAGGUGCAGUGAAAAGCAUUUCUGUCUCAUGUUAUCCAGUCAGCGGAAAGACUACACAUGAUUAAAAUCAAGCCGUUCACAGUAUCAAGGGAAUAACGUUUAGUGCAAGAUGAAGUCCAGUAAAGUCCAAUUAAAGAUAGUCCAAAGGUCUCCAAUGAGGUGGAUGGAAGGUCAGAACAGCUCCCUAGUUGGUGAGAGGAUGGUUCAGUUGGGUGAUAACAGCUGGGAAGAAACUGUCCGUGAAUCUGGAGGUGUGCGUUUUCAAACUUCUGCAUGUCACUGCUUUGCAGAUUUUGAAUUCUUAUCUGUCCUGGACCUGUUUAGAUCAUAUGCAAUCAAGACAAAUGUCAAGUAUAAUCGGUAGAGUGAAGGUAAAGAUACAGAGUGCAGAAUAUAGUUCUCAGCAUUGAGAAAUAAUUUAAUCACCAGAUCCCAAACAUCAGUCCUUAAGAUUUAUCUUUGCUCAGCCACAGCUUAAUAUCCAAUCCUGAAACUUGCAACAAAGCUAGAAUGAGCUUAGAGUAAAAUAUAAAGACUUCUAUCUUCUUCUUCUUCUUCUUGCGUAUGGCGUGCACAGCCUAAAGUUGUCAGACUACUUGUUCAAUUUGAUCUUAUUUGAAUUUGCAAGUCGGGUUGAUUGCAUUAGUCGAAACAGGGCGGACUACACGAAGGUUGCAAUCCCCCACCCAAGGCUUCUAUGAUUCAUUCUGUCACCAGUCCCAUGCUAUUGCUAUAAAUAUACUUACUGUAACGAAUGGUAAUUUCGAAACUCAAGCAGAGCUGUGCAAAGAUACAAAAUAGGAACAAUAUCACAAGUUCCACUGGAAUCAUAUUUGCUUUCAAAACGUACACUAUGGACUUUGUAUUUCUUUAUUUCAUGAUCACCAUUUCGGUUACAAAUGCUGCUCUAAGUGGACCACGUGCAGUAAAUGGAACAGAGGGGCAAUCAGUCCAUAUCACAUGUACAUAUAAUCGAUAUUUCAGCCACUUCCCAAAGUACUGGUGCAAAGGCGGUGACUGGAUGAGAUGUACCAUUCUGGUACAAACCAUUGGCCAUAACAAGACAACGUCUGAUGGCAGAAUAUCCAUUACAGAUGAUACCAAAGUCGGGGAGUUCUCAGUCACCAUGGAAAAUCUCACCCUGAAUGAUGAAGGGUGGUAUUGGUGUGCGAUUAGGAGAAUUGUCAUUGACCUGCGAAGUCGUGUGAAACUUAAUAUCAUUGAAAAUCCGUCAACGUCAAAGGAUAUCUGGAAACAUAAUACUAACUACAAUUUCAUAUGGAGCAUUUUGCGUUGGAUAUUCUUUGCCAUUCUGCUUGUCUGGGGUAUCGUGACCACGAGAAUGUAGGCAAAGAAAACAGGGCGAGAGCGGUCUGUCACUCUGCACCACUGCCCCAUAACUCAUCAGCUCUUUCAACACUGAAAACCAUCCAGUGAACUGAAGAACAAGGACUAUCCUCAAUGUAUUCCUGUUUAUCACAUACACACCACCGACUGGCCGACUGAUCUGAUGUAAAUACUGUGCUCUCAAAGCAUUAGUUCCCUUACAAGGUCUCUGCUCCCCAAUAGAAGGGGAAUUUGUUUUCUCCAGUUUUUAGUUUAUUGUCACAUGUACCGAGGUAUAAGGACAUAUGUGAUAGGAGCCAAAUUAUGCCAUUCAGCCCAUCAAGUCUACUCCGCCAUUCAAUCAUGGUUGAUCCAUCUCUCCCUCCUUACCCCGUUCUCCUGCCUAUUCCCCAUAACCUCUGACACCGAAGAAUCUAUCUAUCUCUGUCAUAAAAAUACCCAUUAACUUGACCUCCACAGCCUUCUGCAGCAAAGUAUUACACAGAGUCACCACCGAGCGGGCGACAGCAUCCUUUGCCAAGGAUCGCCAGUGUUGGAGCUCCGACUGCGGGAUGGAGCAGCGGUCUGCGGAGCUUCUAGCCGCGGCUGCGGCGCGGUCUUUAACAUCGCGGAGCUGUGACCCUUUGCCAAGGAUCGCCAAUAUUAAAGCUCUGACCGCCGGGCCUGUGGAUUAUAACAUCAUGAAGCCGCAAGAAGCGGCUGAUUCGGGAACUCCAAGCCACGGAGUGUGUUCCGAUCCGUUCCGACAUCGGAGCUUCGAUCAUCCCGACGAGAUGGCCUGAACAUCUGUAGCAGCGACUGCGGAGGGUUCAAGGCCCCCGACCACGGGUGAAUAAAGGAGGAAGAUGACCAAACUUUAUUGCCUUCCAUCACAGUGAAGAAUGAUGAUUCCACUGUGGUGGAAGUUCAUGUUAAAUUCUAUUAUGUAUGGUGUUCAUUUUACUUGUAUGGCUGUAUGUUAACUCAAAUAUCGCUGUUCCUUAAUUGGUGCAUGUGACAAUAAAUGUGAACUUGAACUUGAAUAAUCUCUGUUAAGCCCAUGACUGCAG
This is a messenger RNA of Leucoraja erinaceus (little skate), 4631 nucleotides long. RefSeq names its product CMRF35-like molecule 5. Bases 2990 to 3583 code for a protein of 197 amino acids. Lineage: Eukaryota; Metazoa; Chordata; Chondrichthyes; Rajiformes; Rajidae. The transcript is spliced from 5 exons. The record is from RefSeq and is a predicted model, not a curated record.